AUGCCCGCCCCAAACGCCCCCCUGCCGACCCUCUCCGAACCCCAAAAGACCUACCUCCAAGACCUCCUCACCACCCUCGGUCAAUCCCACGCCGCGCAAUGCUUGACCAUCUCCAACGCCUCUGGGCCCAUCUUUGACGGUCGGGCCGGGUGGUUUGAUCCGCUCCAACAAACCGAGGGGGAUCGGAAGGCGGCAUUUGAUGAUGUUUUGUGGUUUGCGAGUACUACGAAGUUGAUCACUAGCGUCUGCUACCUGCAACUGAUCGACCGCGGCAUCCUCUCCCUAACCACCCCACUCGCCCCUUACUCCCCCGCCUUUGCCCGGGCCACUUCUCGGGUCCUUACCGGUUUCUCUUCUUCCUCUUCUUCUCCCGUCCCAAACACCUCCAACUCCAACGACCCCGAAGGUAUUCAACCCCAGCCCGUAUUCGAAGAAACCAAAAUCCUCGUAACACUAGGGAUGAUGCUAAACCAAACCAGCGGGUUCGGACAAGAGAUGAGCCCUAAAGUGCGGGCUUGGAAGGAUUGGACGAAGGAGGGGAGGGGGUGGGUGAAUAGUUGUCGGGUUGAAAACCUCAUCAACACGCCCCUUACCGAACAACCCGGGACUCGAUGGCAAUACGGUAAUUCCGCCGAAUGGCUCGCCUUGAUCCUCCCUGAUAUCCUUCAAGCGCACGGUCUCCUGCCCGUCAACCUUCUCCCCCAAACCCUCUCCGGUGAAGGACAGAAAUUCGCUAUGGAAGAGUACUUGCAAGAAAACGUACUCAAACCCCUAGGGAUGGUGAAUACGACUUAUUAUCCCUUCGGCGAUAAAGAGAAGAGGUUUGAAGGGAGGUUGAUGCCCCUGAGGUGGUACGACGAAGAAAAGGGGGUGUAUGAAGAGUUGGUGGGUCAGUGUGAUUUGUUGAAAUUGCCGCGGAGCCGUGAAGAGAUCGAAUACCCAGCCGGGGGCGGGGGGAUCUACUCGACGACGACGGACUAUUCCAAGCUCCUCACCCACCUUCUCAAAUGCUACCAAAUAGCCACUCAAACUUCAUCCGAAUAUCCCUCGGACGCCAUCCUCUCCCCCUCAUCCGUCAUCUCCCUCUUCACCCCCACCUUACCGACCGAAAAGGCAAGGGAAGACAUCGCCGCCUCCUUAAACUCUCGACCGAUGUACGACCCACCUGCUCCUGAACACGUCUUGCAGCCGGGGGAAUACGACUGGAGCACGGGUAUGGGGAUGUUUAUCACCCGGCCCGACGCAAAGGAUGGUCGGGGCGAAGGUCGACGACGGGGUGGGGUGGGGAGGAGGUCCGGUAGCGUCGGCUGGUCGGGCGCGGCGGGAACCGAGUAUUGGAUCGACCCGAGAGCUGGUAUCACAGUGGUGUACACGACCCAGAUGCUCCUUCCAUUCACCACGCCCACCCUGCACGCCAAGCGGACCCUGGAAAAGGCAAUCUACGACGUGCUCGAGGGUAAGGUUUGACGCCAUUCAGGUAAUAUAGUCGAUCGUUCGUUCUUGGACACGAUGGUCACGACAUGAGAUGAUGCUAGAUACAGUAAACCUUACAGCCCCUUGUUCUUCACAUGAUUAUACAAUCUUCCUUGACCGAGAGGGAAUACAUGGACU
Messenger RNA from Filobasidium floriforme, 1611 nucleotides. Its product is annotated as beta-lactamase/transpeptidase-like protein. The coding region runs from base 1 to 1467 and encodes 488 amino acids. Lineage: Eukaryota; Fungi; Basidiomycota; Tremellomycetes; Filobasidiales; Filobasidiaceae. The transcript is spliced from 6 exons. The record is from RefSeq and is a predicted model, not a curated record.